Messenger RNA from Hypomesus transpacificus, 2945 nucleotides. RefSeq names its product creb3 regulatory factor (gene crebrf). The transcript has 10 exons. Gene Ontology annotation, cellular component: nucleus. The record is from RefSeq and is a predicted model, not a curated record. Gene Ontology annotation, biological process: response to unfolded protein; regulation of transcription by RNA polymerase II. The coding region runs from base 444 to 2498 and encodes 684 amino acids. Gene Ontology annotation, molecular function: DNA-binding transcription factor activity, RNA polymerase II-specific; RNA polymerase II transcription regulatory region sequence-specific DNA binding. NCBI's taxonomy places the organism in Eukaryota, Metazoa, Chordata, Actinopteri, Osmeriformes, Osmeridae.
UCAGGAAGAAGAUAAACAAAACAAACCAAGAGACAGACGCGUGGACUCCAUUGAGAUGGCUUUCUUGUUACCGAGAUAGAAGCACAUACACGAGUCAAACACGAUUUCAUACUUUUCCAUAGGGAUUUCAAUGAGACCCCGGAAAUGAACAGAAACCCAAGCCAGGCCUGAACACCAGACCCUGGCUGCCAGACCUAAGCGAGACCCUAGUUUAGACCCAGAACCGGAUUCCUUCAAGGCCAUAAGAGGCCACACCCAGGACCGGACAAAAUUCAAGAGAGGUCUAGACACAAACCAGACCCGGGCAACUUCAGACACCUGUAUCCAUCCUCUGAGCUCAGUUGUCCUCUGAGUUGUCCUCUGGUGGUCCACGUUCAACACACGGCUGGACUCUAGAGGUAGCUGAGAGGUUCCAACACAGGAACACAGAGUGCUGCUCUGCAAUGCCUCAGCCCAGCAUCAUUGGGAUGGAGCCACCCUUUGGGGACGCGUUUCAGAACUACACGUUUGCUGACCAGGUGCUGACCAGCACUGAGCUGCUGGCCAACAGCUCCGAUCCAGAUUUCAUGUAUGAACUGGACAAAGACUUGCCUGCAUGCCAGAGCCCCAGGGAAGAGGCCUUCUCUAUGGGGGAGGGUAAGGAGGUGGAGGUAGGGGGUCUGACUGACCUGGGGGAGGCAGAGCCUGCCUACAGCGCCACCUUCGAACAGUGGGACACUUACUGGGAGGACCUUACAAGGUACACCCGACUCACCAGCUGUGAUAUCUGGGGCACCAAGGAGGUGGACUUCCUCGGCCUGGACGACUUCUCCAGCCCCUACCAGGAUGAGGAGGUGAUCGGGCGCACCCCCACCUUGGCCCAGCUCAACGGAGAGGACUCACAGCCCGUGUGCGACACCCUUUACCACCCUGAGCUGCCCCUGCCCCCCUCCCUUAGCAAGAAGACCCCUGGCCCCACACGCCAUGCCCCCACCCCUGGCCCUACUCUGGCCCCCUCCUCUGCCCCCCCUGCCCGGAGCCCACUCCCAGACUUCCCUGACGGCUUCCAGAAGGCCACCUGUCCAGUUCCUUCCAACACGGAGACCCGCUCCAAGGCCCAGGUCCAGGGCUCCAGCACAAAGAUGUUCCCCCUGGCCCUGAACAGCUCUGACUUCGUCCGCAAGGCCAAGGUGCGCAUCAGCACGCUCCGUGGUCCCCAUGCUGAGGCACCCCCCAUGAAGACAGAGGCUGACGAGGACCCUCCCUUGGGCCCCCCUCCGAUCCCCCAAGACCAGGCCUCCACCUCGGGCAGCCCCGGCCUGGUAGCCGCACCCGGGACUGUGGCCUCCGGCCCAUCUAGCCUGCUGGCUCCGCGAAGGGAGAUGCCUGCUGCCUCCCUGGGCAGGUCUGGGGCCGUGCCCCCCCAGCUCAGCUACCCCGGGGCUGGGGGAAGCCAGAGCCUGCAGGGGGGGCAGGAGAGUCUGGAGGGAGAGGCAGCACUGGAGAAGACCAAGGAGGAGGAGCACAACUAUUCUGUCUUCCUCACACGUGCCAGACUGGCUGGCAAGGCCCUGUCUGAGCUGGAGGAGGAGGAGGAGGAGGAGGGGGAAGAAGAAGAAGAGGAGGAGGAGGAGGAAGAGGAGGAGGGAGAGGAAGAGGAGGCUGAGGCAGAGGAGAUGGAGAUGGAAGAUGAGGACCACGAUGAAGGCUUCGGCAGUGAGCAUGAGCUGUCGGAGAAUGACGAGGAAGAGGAGGAGGAAGAGGACGAAGACUAUGAGGCUGAUAAAGAUGACGAUAUGAGCGAUGCCUUCUCUGAACCAGGCUGUGACACAGACAUCGUGGAGGACGUGAAGGGACUGACGGCGGGCGUGUCCAGGAAGCGGGGGAAGCGUCGCUACUUCUGGGAGUACAGCGAGCAGCUGACACCCUGCAAGCAGGAGCGGCUGCUCAAGCCCUCCGAGUGGGACAGAGACACCCUGCCCAGCAACAUGUACCAGAGGAACGGUCCUCACCACGGGAAGUACACUCUGAAGAAGUCUCGUCGUACAGACGUGGAGGACCUGACGCCCAACCCCAGGAAGCUGCUGCAGAUCGGCACGGAGCUCAGGAAGCUCAACAAGGUGAUCAGCGACCUGACGCCCGUCAGCGAGCUGCCCCUCACCGCCCGGCCGCGCUCCCGCAAAGAGAAGAACAAGCUGGCGUCCAGGGCGUGCCGUCUGAAGAAGAAGGCCCAGUACGAGGCCAACAAGGUCAAGCUGUGGGGUCUCAGCACCGAGUAUGAUCGCCUGCUGUUCGUUAUCAAUGCCAUAAAGGAAGAGAUUGUGACACGGGUCCAUGAAUCAUCUCAUCACAGCUUCAACAUGGCCGACACCCUGGACAGACUGAUCAAAGAAACUCUAGUGUCAGCACCAGUUGCUGGGCAGACUUCAGAUUUUGUCAACCAGAUCCUGGAGAAUACGGGGAAGGGCGAUCCCACCGGCGGAUUGGUCGGCCUGCGAGUCCCCACCUCCAAGGUUUAGAAGCCCCGCCCACCGAGGGGAGAGGCCUCAGUCACUCAACGCACUGUCCCACACUGUAACAACGACCCCUCUGCAUGCCCCCCCAACCCCCCUCUCAGACCCCCCCCCCCCCCACCUCCUGCCGAGCGUGGGACACAUGCCGAGGCCCUGUGUGUGCGUGUGUGUGUGUGCUCACACUACCCACUUGUAGAGGAAACCCCGGAGCUCUCUCUUAGUAGUGUGUGAGUCAGUCGCCAUGUUGUGCAUGUGGUAAGACGUUCCAAUAGCAACCACAGAUUUUCUCAAAGCUCCUCAUAUCACCAUGAUGUAACACCUUUCUGCAACCAAUCACAAGUGGCGGAGGGGGAAUACUUCCUGGUUUUGCCUUCUCCUUUAGCGGUCCACGCGUCCAGCUGGAAGGCAUGGCAAGUAGGAGGGCGCAGUCAUGAGUCACGAGUGGAAGAAAUC